UUUUGUUAUAGCAUUUUGCAUUCACACAAAUUAAAAAGCAAAACGAUCAACAUUACUAUUUGUCAAUUAGUUAGGUUUAAGCUCAUGUUUAAUGAUGAUGACUUUCCUGUACUGGCGAGUUCAAUGGGGCAUGGCAGUCAACAACCACAGAAGAGUACCUCAUUGGUGAACGACGACUUGAAAGAAAAAAGGCCAAAUGUGGCGGAAGUUACCCCUGAAAAUGUAGGAAUACGAACACAUCCUGAUGGACGCGUUACGAACAUUCCGCCAGGGAUGCUCAAUGACCAAUUUGGUAUGGCUGGAUUGCUUACAUUUUUGAGAACAAUUGAAAGCUCGCCAUCAAUAGUUGGACUCGCCCUGGGUCAUGACUUGACAAAUUUGGGAUUAAAUCUUAACUCAUCAAAAAGGAAUUUAUUUCAAACAUUUGGUGGUCCUUGGGCGGACUUUCCUUGUAGAAUUCAGGACUUGGAUGCAAAAGUACCAGAAGAAUAUUUGACAAAUGCUACAAUUAGGGAUAAAUUACCAAAUAUUAAAUUAAAUAAACUUCAUGAGGAUGUUCUUUUCUACCUCUUUUAUAACUGCCCUGGCGAAGUUUAUCAAGUUGCUGCUGCUUCUGAAUUAUAUGCGCGUGACUGGCGGUUUCACAAAAUUGAACGUUUUUGGCUACAAAGGGCAGCAUUUUCAGCUCCACCACGUGAAAUUGGUGGAACAUAUGAAAGAUGUCAAUAUAAUGCUUUUGAUCCAAUUCAAUGGAGAAGGGUACCAAGAGAAAUGAUUUUAGAAUAUAAAGAUUUGGAAGGAAAACCAGCUGUUCCAUUUCAACAACAACACAAUAAUUCUCAACAACAACAGUCAUCACUACAACAACCGCAUCAACUACAGCAGCAACAGCAACAUCAACAAAACCAACAACAUCCGCAUUUAAUAUCAACAACAAAUACAAUCCCUUUGUCAAUGUCUUCAAUACAAAAAACAACAGCAGAUGGUACUAAUAAUAGUAAUAGUAGUAGUGGAAUAGUUGGUGGUGGUCCUUCUAUAUUCUCGUGA
Messenger RNA from Meloidogyne enterolobii, 1047 nucleotides. The record is from the annotation of a GenBank genome assembly. Lineage: Eukaryota; Metazoa; Nematoda; Chromadorea; Rhabditida; Meloidogynidae.